Molecule: messenger RNA, 727 nt
Organism: Saprolegnia diclina VS20
Lineage: Eukaryota; Oomycota; Saprolegniomycetes; Saprolegniales; Saprolegniaceae
Exons: 2
Coding region: 27-653 (208 amino acids)
Source: RefSeq, a predicted model, not a curated record
AGCGUCGAUCAGUUGCCAAUUGAGCCAUGUCCGUGCAAGCCGAGCAGAUGAAGGCCAAGGCCAAGGCGUGCUGCGCGAGUCCAAAGGGCGUGAUCACGUACCUCUGGUUCGUCAUUCUCUUCUUCGCCGUCAUGUUCUGCCUCGGCGCAAUCGUCUUUGCGGCCAACAACAACCAAGAUGGCAUCCAGUACAGCAAGAGCUUGGGCUUUGCCGGGAUUUGGAUGAUGUUCCUCGUCAUCGCGCUCUCCAUUGGCGGUACGCUCGUCAUGCGCAAGUACGCGUCCGCGCUCUCGGUCGGCUUCUUUAUCGGCGUCGUCGUCAUGAUGGCUUUCAACAUGCUCUCGCUGAGCGUGCUCUGCUCGGGGGCCGCGUACAUUGCACGCCUCGCCAACAAUGGCACGGAAGAAGCCAACCCGCGCGGGCCCGUGCACUCGGACGAGGCCUCGGCGGUCUUUUCGUUCUUUAUGUUUGUGCUCUACAGCGUCUUUGCGGUCGUCUUGAUCAAGCACCGCGCAGUGGUCAUCAAGGAAGGCUCUUUGAGCGACCUUCCGGACAAGAACAUGCUGCCGGUCGCGCCCAUGGGCCCCUCGUCGCCCAAGGUCGCCAAGCUCGACGAAGUGUCCAAGACGUCGGCGCCGCCCGUCAGUGUUUAAGCAACAUUGACCAAGCGGACGCAAUUCUUCUUAUUCAAGCGGCGUAAUAUAGCUUGCAUUUCAUAUCUGCCGGA